Macrosteles quadrilineatus (aster leafhopper) is the source of this 1019-nucleotide messenger RNA. RefSeq lists its product as uncharacterized. The transcript has 2 exons. Bases 133 to 849 code for a protein of 238 amino acids. Lineage: Eukaryota; Metazoa; Arthropoda; Insecta; Hemiptera; Cicadellidae. The record is from RefSeq and is a predicted model, not a curated record.
UACACUCGCCUAUCAUAAUCAGUGAAUAUCGUCGUCUGCCACCGGUACUAUUGUUUACUAGUUGUCACGUUGUUUCAGUUCACAGUUUUACUAGUGUUUUAGUGAAUUGUAGUGUUAUUACUCCUGUCAGCAAUGAAGUGGGGUGAGCAAGACACAUACAAGUUUGUAAAACUUUACAAGGACAACGAAGUUUUGUGGAAUCCAGCAAAUCCGAACUAUAAGGACAAAACCUCGAGGCACACCGCUAUGGAAAACAUUGCAAGUGAAAUGGGGAAAAAUGGUUUCGGAGUUACCGAAGUCAGGCAAAAGAUCAAAAACAUUAGGUCGACCUAUCAUCAAGAAGUGGCGAAAAUCAAACAGUCUGCAACGACUGGGAAGGAGUAUGUGCCGUCAGUGAAGUGGUUUCCUCUCCUUGAUUCGAUCAUGAAAUUUGUAGCGAGUGGAACACUGGAUUCUACUUAUCUGGAUGGUGAAACCACUUUCGAGGAGAUCGAGUUGAGAAGUGAACCUCAUGAAAACUACCAAGAAGAGAUGGACCUGGUUGUAUUGCCUUUAGAGGCUUCCCUACUGCAACAAAACACUUCUGUGCCUAGUUCGACCAAAGGACGAAAACGAAAAACCGCAGUCAUCAAACGUGAAGAAAACGCCAGAUCGAGUGAAAUUUCAUCACGGCCGAAUCUCGAUGAUUCCGACGAAGUUGACAUUUUCUGCAAGUACGUGUCAAAAACGUUAAAGAAAUUGUCAGAUCAUGACUCUAUAUGUGCUCAACAAGAGAUUCAAGCUGUUUUAACUAAAUAUAGGUUAGGUUAUUGUCAGUCAAGUACAGUCGAAACUUCUAAUGAUGUGUAAAAGUAUAUAAGUUAGAUUAAUGAAAAAAAAUGCCUCUGUACUUAUCAUUAAAUAUCAAGAUAGUUUCAUACAAGAUAACAGUUAUGAGGCUGAAAACUGUAUGGUGUGGAUUCGAAGAAAAGUGUAUUUAUUUGUUUACAAUGUGUUUCAUUUCACUAAGUUUUCAUUUG